Messenger RNA from Telopea speciosissima, 1898 nucleotides. Its product is annotated as ethylene-responsive transcription factor RAP2-7-like. The transcript has 10 exons. Gene Ontology annotation, biological process: regulation of DNA-templated transcription. Bases 93 to 1616 code for a protein of 507 amino acids. Gene Ontology annotation, molecular function: DNA binding; DNA-binding transcription factor activity. The record is from RefSeq and is a predicted model, not a curated record. Lineage: Eukaryota; Viridiplantae; Streptophyta; Magnoliopsida; Proteales; Proteaceae.
ACCCACUUUCUGGACUCUUCACAACCUAUAAAUUGAAAAUCAGAAAGAUAAGAGUGAGAAAAAAGGGGGAAUUCAACGAAUUUGUAGGAGGUAUGCUGGAUCUUAAUCUUUUUUCUGCUGAUUCCACCUGCUAUGAAGAUGAGAUGAUGAUGGACAAGCUUCCCGAUGGUUCCGGAGGCCAAGUGGACGACUCCGGAACUUCAAAUUCAUUAGUCGUGAAUGCUGAAGCUUCCAGCAAUGGAGGCGAUGACGACUCUUGCUCCACUCACUUCGCCUUCAGCUUUGAUAUUCUUAAGAAGCGAAGUGACGCCACCGACACCGUUGAGGUCGAAGACGAUUACGAUGACGACGGUGAUGAGGCAGAGAACGGGCAUCCGACUGCACAUUCGGGUUUCAUUACGAGGCAGCUCUUCCCUGUGAGUGGAGAAGGUGGGCCCUCCGGUGAUGCUGUGCUUUUCUCUGGGUUGUCUUCCUCUUCUUCGUCUGGAACACAUUGGGUCGAUCUCUCGUUCUCCCAGGCCGACAUGGUGAAUCAACCUGAACUGAAGGUUGUAACCCCUCAGCAACAGCGGGUGAAGAAGAGCCGGCGGGGACCCAGGUCUCGAAGCUCUCAGUAUCGGGGUGUGACGUUUUAUCGGAGGACUGGGAGAUGGGAAUCUCACAUCUGGGAUUGUGGGAAGCAAGUUUAUUUGGGUGGAUUCGACACUGCUCACGCUGCUGCUAGGGCAUAUGAUCGAGCAGCUAUUAAGUUCCGGGGUGUUGAUGCAGACAUUAAUUUUAAUCUCAGUGAUUAUGAUGAAGAUCUGAAACAGAUGAGGAACCUGACUAAGGAAGAAUUUGUGCACAUACUUCGCCGCCAGAGCACCGGAUUCUCUAGGGGGAGCUCAAAAUACAGAGGCGUGACACUGCAUAAAUGUGGUCGAUGGGAAGCUCGAAUGGGGCAGUUCCUAGGCAAGAAGUAUAUAUAUCUUGGGUUAUUCGACAGCGAAAUUGACGCAGCAAGGGCUUAUGACAAGGCAGCUAUCAAAUGCAAUGGAAGGGAAGCAGUCACCAACUUUGAGCCGAGUACUUAUGAAGGGGAGAUCGUCUCUGUGGUGGAUAAUGGAGGCAGCAGCCACAAUCUUGAUCUGAACUUGGGGAUUUCUCCGCCUUCUUUUGCUGAUGGCACAAACGGGAAUGAGAGUACGGGCGGUUUCCAGUACGAUUGUGGCCUUCAUGACAUGCCCGAUGCUAGGGGAGCGAGGAUGGAGAACCAUGUGUCGGCCUCAGUGGGUGAUCAAAUGAAUCAUGGCCUACGAAUGGCAUCUGACCACCCCCCAAUCUGGCCUGGCGUAUAUCCCAGACUCUUUCCCAAUUUUGAGGAAAGAGUGACAGAGAAGACGGUCGAAGCAGGUUCACCAGGACUCUCGAACUGGGCAUGGCCAAUGCAUGGCCACGGCGGUGGCGGUGCCAACCCAAUGCCUCUGUUUUCUACUGCAGCAUCAUCAGGAUUCUCUUCUUUUGCCGCUUCAUCAGCUGUACUCCUUCAACCACACACUGGUACAACUCAACAAUGCCAUUAUCCUCCAUCCACAACCUACCCCACCAAUGCUCCUCACUAUUAUUACAGAAACUGAUACCAAUACCACCCCAAAGACCAACCAAAAAUCCCCUUCUUAAUAUGUAGAGAAGAUGGGUAAUGGGAAUCUGACAUUUUCCAAGAUGGUUUUUUAAUUCAACUCAUAGACUACAUAGAAUCAUAUAAUAAUUCAAACAUUCAGAGACAUUGUUCCAUCUAUAUUGGCACACGCUUGCAACACAAGUGUGCCGCACGGCCCACACCUAUAUGGUAUUUGUAACUGGAAAUAAUGAUCCAGGUACCUACGUCCCUUUGGGACAUAAUAUUGGAAUUGCAUGAG